Rotaria sp. Silwood2 is the source of this 381-nucleotide messenger RNA. Lineage: Eukaryota; Metazoa; Rotifera; Eurotatoria; Philodinida; Philodinidae. The record is from the annotation of a GenBank genome assembly.
AUGAUCUCCAACAUGCACUGCCGGCCAUCCUGUCCUACUAAUGAUUCUACCUGUUCUUCAUUCCUUUUCACUCAUCCAGAUUAUGCUAACACAAUAAAUCAUCACUCUUGUUCUCCUUCAUCUUAUCAUGAUCAAGUACCACCACCACCACCACCACCACCACCACCACCACCGCCAACGCCAACGCCAAGACGUCGUCGACGAUUAGAAGAUCUAGUUAUUACUUAUGCUUCAAAUUAUUAUGCUACGUAUCCUUGUCAGACGUCUUCUUUAUCAUCACAAGUUCCUCCUCUGCCACCACCUCGUCGAAUUUAUCAGCAAUGGACGGAUGACGACGCCGUGGCUGAUGAUCAUUUAACGUAUAUUUCCUUCUNCGUUUGA